AUGGCUCUUGUGGGCGUAAGAACCAUUCUACCAGGCUUGGGCCCUUCUGCAGGCCCAUCGAGAAUUGCAGCUCGAUAUGUACCUCGCAAAAGUAUUAGAACUCCUGUAUAUGGAUAUGCGAGCAGAAGAAGUAUAGCUACUACUGUCUCGCAGAGAGAUGUUGAUAGGUUGAUACCAAGUCUGGAGGAUCUCGGGCUGCAAGCAGGUGAUGAUGUCACAGUAGCAGUCUCAGGCGGUGUCGAUUCAGCUACGACACUGAGGAUGUUAUGUGAACUGCCCCUCAACCUCGAUGUGAUAUUCAUGCGCAAUUGGGAUCCUCUCCUAUCAGAAUCCCCUUCCAGUAGGGCCGAUGAUCCAUCUUACUCCUUAUCUUAUCAAUCGAGCAAUACAAAAUCAGGUUGUCAAUGGGAAAAAGACUGGAACGAUGUGAUAUCUUUGACACGAUCGAUCGGAAUAUCGCAGGAUAAAGUGAGAUUAGUGGAUCUAAGUAAAGAAUAUUGGAGUAGGGUGUUUGAGCCAUCUAUUAAUGUCUGGGAAGGAGGUGGCACACCGAAUCCCGACGUGGAUUGUAAUAGAGAAAUCAAAUUCGGUGCUUUGAUGGAACAUCUUCCAAAGCGUUCGCGACAUUUCUUAGCCACAGGUCAUUAUGGUCAUGUCGAUCAUACAUCCGAACAAUCCAGACUGAUGAGAGCAAAAGAUCAUACGAAAGAUCAAACCUAUUAUCUAUCACAGAUGACCGAAUCGCAACUGAACAGAGCAAUCUUACCCCUUGGCAAAUUAACUAAAUCGACUGUUCGACAAUUAGCCAAUUACUGGAAUCUACCCAAUGCGAAUAAAGAGGAAUCUAUGGGUGUGUGCUUCAUAGGUGAAAGAGGGAAAUUCGGGGAUUUCAUUUCCCAGUACACCUCACCACCAACUACUCAAGGUCACAUCGUGUCAUUGUCAGGUGAAGUUCUAGGUGAACACAAAGGAUUAUGGUACUACACCAUCGGCCAACGAGCGAAAAUUGCCAAUCAACUUAAACCCUUGUUCGUUGCGAAGAAGGGAGUAGGUAAGGAUAAUAAUGAUAUCCUCGUCGUUCCAGGAAAGGAUCAUCCUAUGUUGAAAUGUACGAGCUUGACGACCGAUAAAUUCCAUUGGAUCCAUGGUUCAUGUCCUACCGAAAUGAUAGGGAACGACGUUGAGAGGAAGAUCAACGUUCAAGAUCGAUAUAGGAUAAGUCCUGUAUUUGCAAAGAUCAAGGAAACAAAUGACGGCACUGGCGGCGUCAUCAUAGACUUACCUGAGCCUCUAUUGGGAGUAUCACCCGGUCAAGUUGCUGCGAUCUGGUAUGGCGACUGGUGUCUUGGUAGUGGGGUGAUACGGGAUACCCAAUGUUUAGGAGAGGAAAGCGUGUUUAAAUAA
This is a messenger RNA of Kwoniella botswanensis, 1404 nucleotides long. Its product is annotated as tRNA (5-methylaminomethyl-2-thiouridylate)-methyltransferase. Bases 1 to 1404 code for a protein of 467 amino acids. Gene Ontology annotation, cellular component: mitochondrion. The record is from RefSeq and is a predicted model, not a curated record. NCBI's taxonomy places the organism in Eukaryota, Fungi, Basidiomycota, Tremellomycetes, Tremellales, Cryptococcaceae. Gene Ontology annotation, molecular function: sulfurtransferase activity. The transcript has 8 exons. Gene Ontology annotation, biological process: tRNA wobble position uridine thiolation.